AUGGAUAGUCCCCAAAGACAAGUACCACUACGAGCACCUGCUAUUGACAUUCAUUCAAAUGCAAAAUGGAUACAGAAUGGUCUCACUGUGGCUGGAGGAAAUGGAUCAGGCAAUGCAAUCAAUCAACUCUCUUACCCAUACGGUUUAUAUGUCGAUGAUGAUCAAACUAUUUAUAUCGCUGAUACAUCAAAUCACCGUAUUAUGGAAUGGAAAUAUGGAGCAACGAGUGGUCAAGUGGUUGUUGGUGGAAAUGGGCAAGGGAAUGGAGCUAAUCAGUUGGACACGCCCGUUGAUGUGAUUGUCGACAAAGAAAGAGAUAGUCUCAUCAUUUGCGAUUACGGGAAUAGUAGAGUAGUUCGAUGGCCUCGUCGAAAUGAUACUAGUGGAGAAACAAUCAUCUCGAACAUCUCUUGCAUGGGUUUGACAAUGGAUGAGAAUGGAUCUCUCUAUGUCGUUGACACGGGCAAACAUGAAGUGAGACGAUACCGAAUUAAUGAUACUGAAGGAAUAGUGGUUGCAGGCGGCAAUGGAUAUGGAAAUCGUCCAGAUCAGCUCUCUAAUCCGUCCUAUGCAUUUGUCGAUCGAGAUCAUUCUGUGUACGUGUCUGAUAAGCUAAAUAAUCGUGUGAUGCAAUGGAAAGAUGGUGCAAAAGAAGGCACUGUUGUAGUCGGUGCUCAAGGGGAACGAAAUAGUCUUUCACAAUUGUAUUAUCCUGAAGGGGUUGUUGUCGAUCAAUUAGGCACUGUCUAUGUGAUUGAUGGUUGGAAUUAUCGAAUCAUGCGUUGGCCAAAAGGAGCUACACAGGGAAGUGUCAUUGCUGGUGACAAUGAGAGAGGAGGAGAGUCAAAUCAAUUCUACUAUCCCAUUGGUUUAUCAUUCGAUCUACAUGGCAAUCUCUAUGUCGCCGAUCAGUGGAAUCAUCGAGUACAAAAAUUUAAUAUCGAACAGACAACAAAUUAA
This is a messenger RNA of Rotaria sp. Silwood1, 960 nucleotides long. The record is from the annotation of a GenBank genome assembly. Lineage: Eukaryota; Metazoa; Rotifera; Eurotatoria; Philodinida; Philodinidae.